Messenger RNA from Oncorhynchus mykiss (rainbow trout), 1569 nucleotides. Lineage: Eukaryota; Metazoa; Chordata; Actinopteri; Salmoniformes; Salmonidae. The record is from RefSeq and is a predicted model, not a curated record.
GAUUUUUUCCCCAGUCUCUUUUGGUUCUAGUUCUCCUGGUUUCGACGCUUGCCUGUCCUGACUCCGAACCCACCUGCCUGACCACUCUGCCUGUACUGUCUUCAAGCCUGCCUAUCCCCUUGUACUGUUUGGACUCGGAUUUGGUUACUGAACCCCUGCCUGGCCUGACCUCGAGACGGCCCUUCGUCUGGUACCUUUUUGGACUCUCACCCGGUUUAUGACUCUCGCUUGUCCCUGACCUACCUCUUGCUUACCCCUUGGAUUAAUACAUUUCGGGACUCAACUAUCUGCUUCCUGUGUCUGGAUUUGGGCCUCGCCUUGUGUCCUUAUAAGUGCAUUCAUCAUAAGAGGGCUAGCCAAGUUACCAUGAAGUCCGCCUGCCUGAUCAUUCUGGCAUCUCUAGUGGUCUGCAACCUGACGUUGGCUCGAGGACAGGGCAUCCCCGCUGAGGAGGAGACGGGGGACCGGCAGACUAUUGACGAUAUCAUCCUACAGAGAGCCGAGAGCCUCCUGCUCCGCUCCAUUCUCAAAAAUAUAGAGGAUGAGGAUGGCGCGAACGAAGGGUUGACCUCUCAGCCAGAUUGGCUGGUGAAGCGGCAGCAUCCCGGUAAGAGGUACCAGGAGGAGCUGGAAAAAAGGCAACACCCUGGGAAGCGAGAGGAGGACGAGGACGAAGAGUAUGGCGAGGUUCAGAAAAGACAGCACCCGGGAAAACGCGAAGACGAAUUUGAUUCUUUUGUGGAGCUCCAGAGAAGACAGCAUCCAGGCAAGCGCUUAAUACUGGAGCAGAUUACAGAGAACCCCGCAUUUCUAAGUGAACUCUCCAAACGUCAACACCCGGGCAAGCGCUACGUGAUGUACUACAGUAAGCGCCAGCAUCCCGGCAGGCGAGAGGUGGACGACGAGUCAGACGCAGGGGACCUCAAGGAGUUGGAGAAGCGCCAACACCCCGGCAAACGCUACUUGGAUAACACGAGCCCGGAUUUGGGCGCCAACAGUCCCUGUGACGUGCUGGACCCUGGCUGCAGUAAGGCCAACCUGUUGCUCCAGCUAUUAGACAACGUGAACAAGAGUCGCGCGGAGAAGAGACAGCACCCAGGCAAAAGGUCCGCACCUGUCGAGGAUUUGACCGAACAGGAGUAACUAGCGGGGCUGAUGAAGCCCACGUGGGGAAGAAAUAAAGACUAAAGCGACGGGAUUAGCUAUUGGCUCUGCAGUCUGUCUGUAUCCAGCUGAGGACGCAGUCUCGGAAUCUGCUCUUUUUCUGUCUGACCUUGAAUUGAAUAGGCUAAGUGUAAUUUUCAGAGUUAUAUAAACCAAAUGUGUUAUAUACGACAAAUUGACCUGUAGUUUGUUUUAUGAUUUAGGCCUAAUGCGUUCGUGGUAAAAUAUAAGUGGAUAUACCCCUACAAAAUAAUUUAUUGGGUCUCUUCAUUACUUUUCUACUUGAAUAUUCUUGCAUGGUAUAACAACUGAUUAAUUGUUGUGCAUUUUCUGUUACUUUUGCCUUAAAGCCUAUUAUGACUCUACAACUCUAUACAAUAAAACGCAUUGGUACAGAUGACUGAG